AUUAACCAGCUCUAAUAAAGAGCGAAUAAUUCUUAUUAAACUGUAGUUACGGUCUGUAACGAGUAGUUUUAUCACCAUGGAUAUUCUGGCUCCUCCUGAAGACCAAGAGCUUCGCAAUGUCAUCGACAAGCUGGCGCAGUUUGUGGCCCGCAACGGCCCCGAGUUCGAAAAGAUGACCAUGGAGAAGCAGAAGGAGAAUCUGAAAUUUUCAUUUCUCUUCGGAGGGGACUACUUCGGAUACUACAAGUACAAGCUGGCCAUCGAGCAGCAGCAGCAUCCUUCCACUCAUCUCGACGAAGUGCUGCAUAUGCCGUCGGGUAAUGAGAUUCCUGAUGUUCCACCCCCGAUGGCCACGAUUCCUCCGACGAUUCCCUCCAGCACUACGUCGGUGGAGGAGCUCAUUCAGCAGAGUCAGUGGAGCCUGCAGCAGCAGGAGCAGCACAUGCACAGCCUCAGACAGAAGCAGAUUAAUGAAGCUAUUGCCGUGGCCAUGGAGGAGCAGAUGCAGAAGCUGCUGGUUGAAACUCAGCUGGACACGGCAGAAUUCGACAGCCUUCUUCAGCCCAUCAUAGACACCUGCACCAAGGACGCCAUCUCGGCCGGGAAGAACUGGAUGUUCAAUAACGCCAAGUCACCACCACACUGCGAGCUGAUGACCUCACACCUCCGCAACCGCAUCACCGCGGAGACGGCGCAUUUCGAGCUGCGCCUGCACCUCAUUUAUCUCAUGAACGACGUUCUGCACCACUGCCAGAGGAAGAACCAGAGGGAUCUGCUGGCUGCACUUCAGAAGGUGGUGGUGCCCAUCUACUGCACCAGCUUUCUGGCUGUCGAGGAAGACAAGCAGCAGAAAAUCUCUCGGUUGCUCCAGUUAUGGGAGAAAAACGGCUACUUCGACGAGGUGACCAUCCAGCAGCUCCAGAGUCCGGCCCUCGGUCUGGCGCAGUAUCAGGCCUCGUUGGUUAUGGAGCACGCCGCUGUCGUGCAGCCUGUCCAAGUAGCCAUUCAACAGCAGAUCCAGACGCUGAAAACUCAGCACGAGGAGUUCGUGGCCAACCUGAAGCAGCAGCAGCAGCAGCAGCAGCAGCAGAGUGUUGCGGCCGCUGCCGUGACCCAGCUGCCACCAUCAGAACCUGAAGUUAAAGGAGUGAGCCAGAGUGCUAUGACCGCUCAGGCCGCAGAUGCGAAGCCUCCAAUGACGGGCCCUCCACCCGGUGACUAUGAUGGUCCUCAGUCGAGGCCGGACUCCAAUCCCUCCGCCAUGUCCGACGUUCCCCCAGGCAAGCCCGGCUGGUUCGACGGUCAGCACGGCAUGCCGGGCUGGAACCCACAGCACCCACCUCCGUUCGACCCGAAUCAAGGACCCCCUCCUUGUCCGCCCUGGAACAGUCACGAGGGGAUGUGGAACGAACAGGAACCGAACUGGAGCAGCCCUAGAGACGGCGGCCCCGGGGGCCCGUGGGGCAACCAGAGCGAGCCCCCGCCGUCCUGGAGCGGGCAGUACGAUCAGCCGCCCUGGAGCAACCAGCCCGAUCAGCCGCCGUGGGGCCACAGGGAGCCGCCUUUCCGCAUGCAGCGCCCCCCGCAUUUCCGUGGCCCUUUCCCUCCCCACCAGCAGCCACCGCCGUUCAACCAGCCCCCCCCUCCGCACAACUUCAACCGCUACCCGCCACGCUUCAUGCAGGACGAUUUCCCGCCCAGACAUCACUUCGAUCGCCCGCCGUUCCCGCCGCAGCGGUUUGACUACCAGCACGGGGACUACCAUGGAGACAUGGGCCCACCCCCACAUCACCACCCAGAUCAGAUGAUUCCUCCACCAGGAAUGGGUGAGCAUCCUCCAUGGGGGGGUAACCAGCACCCUGACUUCGGGCCCCCGCCGCACGGCUUCAACGGCCAGUCUCACCCUAUGAGACGGCAGAAUCCCACACAUGUGAACCAGGACGACCCGAGUCUGGUGCCCAACGUCCCUUAUUUCGACCUGCCCGCGGGUCUCAUGGCUCCUCUGGUAAAGUUGGAGGGUCAUGACUACAAGCCUCUUGACUCUAAAGACAUCCGGCUUCCACCCCCUAUGCCUCCUAGCGAUCGAUUGCUGGCUGCUGUCGAGGCGUUCUACAGUCCGCCCUCCCACGACAGACCGAGAAACAGCGAGGGCUGGGAGCAGAACGGUCUGUACGAAUUCUUCAGAGCCAAGAUGAGGGCGCGGAGGAAAAAGGACCACGACAAACGUAACAGCACGCGAGGCAGCCGUUCCCGUAGCCGCUCACGCAGCCGAGGCAGGUCGUCGUCACGCUCCAGCUCUCGCUCCUAUAAAUCGUCCCGCUCCAGGUCUUCCAGGUCCCGAUCCCGCUCCUACUCCAGAUCCCGCUCCAGGAGCGGGAGCCGCUCCAGAUCGAAGUCCAGAAGCCGCUCGCGUUCCAAAUCACGCUCCAAGUCGCGCUCGCCCGACCAGAGACAACACGCCGCGAAGUCCUGCAGCCCCACACCACUGGCGACUUCUGGUCUGGGUUCAGGUCCUUCGGCUCCAGUCGUCGAUCAGAGGUUGGGAGAGGAAAACAAGGGCCAUCAGAUGCUCAUGAAGAUGGGAUGGAGCGGUUCUGGAGGACUCGGAGCUAAAGAGCAAGGAAUUCAGGAUCCCAUUAAGGGAGGCGACAUCCGGGAUAAGUGGGAUCAGUUCAAGGGUGUUGGGGUUUCCCUGGAUGAUCCGUACGUCAACUAUAGGCGGAAUAAAAGCUACAACUUUGUAGCGCGGAUGAAAGCCCGAGAGAAAGGUGAAGUCCCUGUUUCUGCUGUUCAAAAUAGCCAAACGUGACUGUUUCACUUGAAACGUGACGCCCAGGAGUCCACCCCUCCAGAGUGAUUCUUCAUUACACUUUCCUCUUUUUUUUUUUUUUUUUUUUAGCUCUACAGACUCCUGUUAUUGAUGUGACAGCUUUUUGUUUUGGCAGUUUUUCAUUGUAACGAAUCUGAAUGUCAUGUAUUUGGAACGCGGUAUCAGUAUCAUCGAGUUUUGUCUAGGUUUAAUACUCAGCACAGCAGAAUAAAAAUCUUUUAAACGUG
Molecule: messenger RNA, 3057 nt
Organism: Trichomycterus rosablanca
Lineage: Eukaryota; Metazoa; Chordata; Actinopteri; Siluriformes; Trichomycteridae
Gene: cherp
Product: calcium homeostasis endoplasmic reticulum protein
Exons: 19
Coding region: 77-2809 (910 amino acids)
Biological process (GO): RNA processing; intracellular calcium ion homeostasis
Cellular component (GO): perinuclear region of cytoplasm
Molecular function (GO): RNA binding
Source: RefSeq, a predicted model, not a curated record